AUGACGUCUUGCGUCGCGGCUCGAUUCGCGACCUGCGCGAACGCCGCGCGCGCGAGGCCGACUUCGUCCUCGCGACGACGACGCGUCACCGCGACGGCGCGAGCCGCGAACGGCGACGCGACGUCGACCGCGGUGGAGUUCGCCGGCGAGCGCGAGGGAAAAGCGGAGGAGGUCGAGUCAGCAGACGCUCGCGUUGGGAAGUCGCAUCGGCGGUCGGGCUCGGGGCCGAGCUUUUUCGGCAACGCGUUUCUAGGCGUCGCGCUCGGCGUCGCCGGGUUCGGCCGCGGCGUCCCGUCCGCGACGGCGACGAUGGAGAGCGUCUCCCACGCGUCCGUCACCGCCGCCGCCACGUCGGAUUCGGGAUCCAUCCAAGCGGGCCAAUCGGGGAAGUACAGCGCGACGCUGAUGCCGAAGGCGACGAAGAGCGACGGGCAGCGGCGCGCUCAUCCGGAUCACAUCGGGCUGAUGCCGAACCCGCACAUGGAGGAGAUGGUGUGCAAGAAGUGGUUCGUCGGGACGAUCAACGCGAUCGGGUGA
Messenger RNA from Micromonas pusilla CCMP1545, 537 nucleotides. RefSeq lists its product as uncharacterized. The record is from RefSeq and is a predicted model, not a curated record. The transcript has a single exon. NCBI's taxonomy places the organism in Eukaryota, Viridiplantae, Chlorophyta, Mamiellophyceae, Mamiellales, Mamiellaceae. Bases 1 to 537 code for a protein of 178 amino acids.